AUGAUAAAAGUGAUAAUCUACUUCUUAAUUUUAAGCUCAGCUUCAGGAAUUUAUAGUGAUGCUGAUGUAUUUUAUUGUUACGAGGAUUUGACUGAUGAUGAACUGUCUGAAAAGAUUAAAAUGCAACCAUUAGAUCAAUAUAUAUUUUUGAUAGUUUGUAUUUGAAGAAUGUUAUCAUCAAUUAGCGCCUUUAGCAUUUAUGUGCACAAUGUUCAUCACUUAUAGUUUUAUCAAGUAUCCAAAUACAAGGAAAAUGCCAGGAGAUAUAGUAUUCUUUAUAUCGCUUUCCGAUGCUAUAUUGUGUAUACAUUGGUUUGUGACUGCUUGCUAUUACACUGUAUAUGGUGAAAGUCCUUUAAGUUCAGGUCCAUUUUGUUAAACAAAUUCGAUGUUUAGCAUAUUUGCAGGAACAGGAGAAGUAUCUUACAAUGUCGUAUUUUGCAUAUACAUUCGAUUGACUCUAAAAAAUUAAUUCAAAGUAAUACCCAAAUUACCGAUUAUUUUGCAUUCUUUGGCAUGGAUAGCUAUGAUAUCAAUCCCACUCUUGGCUAAGUUUACUCAUAACAAUGGUCUUUCAAUAUUUGGUACUUGCAGUUUUAAGUAUCACCCAGGAUUUCCUUUGGCUGGAAUCAUGCUUGUCUUUUGUUAUACUCUUAUUUCAUUAUACACUUUAUGGUAUUUCAAUAAAGCCAUUCCAGAUGACGAGAAAUACAAAGAAAUAAGAGACACUUUUGGGCAAUAUUACUAUCGUUACAUCAAAGGUUCCUGCAUAAUUUGGACAUCCUAGGCAAUAUCUUUUACUCUUGCAGGAUUCAACUGUUCGUAUUUUCAUAAGGGAAUUUUACUUAUUUUUAUAACAAUAGGUAAUUCAGCUAAAUUGUGUACACCAGUUGUGCUAUCUAUUUUAAGAUACAACGAACCUACAAUCAAGGAUCAAGUUAAAAGAUUGUGGCGAAGAGUUUGGAGAAGAGACAAUGUCUAAAGUGAAUUAUGUAAGCAAUAGAGAGUAUACAUUAGUGCAUGAUGAAACUAACUUUUAUGAUACUAUCCAUCAAAAUCUUAAAUUUGAUUUAGUCAAUACAAUUAUUUUUUGUAUAAGGGCUGUUUGCAAAAUGGAUGUCCCCUUAGAAACAUCUGAUUAUGAAUUUCAUAAUAUUAAUCUUGUUAGGAGAUACACAGAUUCCAGAUAUUGCAAUGAUUCAAUAUUGAGCAAUGAUAUUGCAAGAUUGAAGUCUGAUUAUAAUUUGACCACUGAUGACUUCCUUGAAGAAAUCAUCUAUGAGAUUGAUAGCAAAGGAACCAAUACUGAAAAGUCAUUAGACUUAAAAUUGUUACCAUCAACUAUGACUGUCUAUACUCCAAAGAUAUUUCAGAAGAUUAGAGAGAAGGACGCCAAAAUGAUUAAUCAUUUCAAAUCAUUUGACCUGGUUGCAAAUUAAGACUAAAUUAAAUAAUUCAAAGGGCCAGACGGAGGCAAAGGAGGAGCCUUUUUCUUUUUCACUCAUGACAAUAAAUUAAUUAUUAAAACAUUGUCAGAUUAAGAAUUAACAGUCAUUCGAAAAAACCUCAUCCCUUACUUUUUUCAUAUAAGUGAAAACGACACUGUCAUUUCACCCAUUUAUGGUAUUUACAAAUUAUUCAGAUAAAAUGUAUUAUGAUUACUCAUUGAUUUAUUAGGUCCAAGAGUCUAUUAAUGUAGUUGUAAUGAGAAAUGCAAUGUAAAUACCAUCUAUGUACAGAGUCAGAACAUACGAUAUAAAAGGAUCUGAACACUCAAGAUAAGUCUUAAAGAAAAAUGCUAAAUAUAAUGAUGCUGAAUUAAGGAAAAUUACAUUAAAGGAUAUUGAUUUUCAGAAUUUAGAAUAACAAUUGCAUAUACCUUAAUAAUAUCGAGAAAGAUUGAGAACAUGUUUAGUUAAUGAUGCUCACUUUUUUGGUAAAAUAAAAUUGAUGGAUUAUUCACUAUUGAUUAUCAAAAUGGAUUGGUAUACUUACAGCUAAAAUAAUCCUCAUAUUAGAGAAGAAGAAGUAAUGAGUUUAUAUAUCAAAGAUUCCCAAUUAUUUUUCCUCUGAUUUAUUAUGCAUACCUAGUAUAAAUGCAACUGAAAAUGGAAUUUACUAUCAUAUUGCUAUUAUUGACUAUCUACAAGAAUGGAACGCUUAAAAGAUAAUUGAAAAACACACUAAAAAAGCCAUUCAUGUAAAUAUUGCUUUAGAUACAUCUGCCCAAAAUCCAGAUGAUUAUUCUAAAAGAUUUAUAGAGAAAGUUGCGUAUGUAAUCAUAUGA
Paramecium octaurelia is the source of this 2287-nucleotide messenger RNA. The record is from the annotation of a GenBank genome assembly. Lineage: Eukaryota; Ciliophora; Oligohymenophorea; Peniculida; Parameciidae.